This is a messenger RNA of Penicillium macrosclerotiorum, 1086 nucleotides long. RefSeq lists its product as uncharacterized. Lineage: Eukaryota; Fungi; Ascomycota; Eurotiomycetes; Eurotiales; Aspergillaceae. The record is from RefSeq and is a predicted model, not a curated record. The coding region runs from base 1 to 1086 and encodes 361 amino acids. The transcript has 3 exons.
AUGGCUGCGAGCCCAGCUGGCAUUCGGCUAUCAAUUUGGAUGGCCGUAUUUACUCUCCUGACAUCUGCUGUCAUUGCCUUGCGGAUUUGGGCGAUUCACAUAACUCGGAAGAGCCUCCAGCUUCAUGACUAUUUCGUGAUUAUUGCCCAUAUCAGUGCGUGUACCAUGACUGGGCUGAAUUACUGGGCGGUAGCUAACGGGCUGGGCGGACACACAAUGACUUUGUCCCGUGAGGAGCUCCGUGUCCAGUUCAAGAUGAUCAUCGGUGUAAGUAUGACCUGGCUUACAGGAACGGUGUGCUGCAAACUAUCAAUUUUGUCUCUUUAUACCAGCCUGUUCCGUACUUUUCGACCCAUUCGCAUGCUCGUUUGGGUUGUGAGCGGCCUAGUUCUUGGGUAUUUUGUUACAUUCUUGCCCUUAUUUUUGACACAAUGCCAUCCGAUCUCCUAUCAAUGGCAUCCCGUCCCCGGAGGCGGAUGCCGAUCUCUGAGUAUUCAAGAGAUAGCCUCUAUUACUCUGAAUAUCUUUCUCGACUCGACGAUCGCGCUGUUGCCCAUUCCAGCACUUUGGAAAUUGCACAUGUCUUUGCGGAACAAGCUCACUAUUGGUCUGAUGUUUGGUAUGGGUUUAAUUGUUGUCGCGGUCAUGGUAUGGCGCCUGAUCAUCACUUUGGAUCCUUCCACCGCGGAGGAUUUUGUCUACGGAUUAUCUAGGAUCGGCCUGGUUAGCUUCUUAGAACUUUGGCUCAGUAUCAUCAUUGUGAGCCUACCGGUUCUAGCGCCUCUCCUUCGCCACUACGUUGAGCCUCUCAUAUCCCACAAACGACCAAGUGCCGGCCAGCUUCGAGAGGCACAACAUACCAUUGGGAGCGAUCCUCCCAACAAAAGACUCGGCCCUGGUUAUGGCUAUACCGAUGUCGAAUUGGGCCACAGCAGCUAUUCCGCCCAAGGAAAGACAGGGGUGAGCUCCUUUCAGAGUGAAGGCGAAGAUACAGUGGGACUGGUCAAUAAUAUGCAACCAAAUGCGAUUACAAAAAAACAGGAGGUUGUAGUUCAAAAAAGACAAAGCAUGACGUCCCCCUCAUGA